Molecule: messenger RNA, 2861 nt
Organism: Cephus cinctus (wheat stem sawfly)
Lineage: Eukaryota; Metazoa; Arthropoda; Insecta; Hymenoptera; Cephidae
Product: ras-related protein rapB
Exons: 7
Coding region: 174-1232 (352 amino acids)
Molecular function (GO): GTPase activity; GTP binding
Source: RefSeq, a predicted model, not a curated record
CCGGUAGUUGCGUUACCUCAACUGUUUGGUUCUCGCUCGGCGGAUUGUGUGUUCCCUUGAGAAUACGAGGAAACAAUUGGUGAAUCAACGUGUACAGAUAAAAUCACAAAGUGCAUUGAAUUCAACGUGACAGUCAGUACUAGACUGUCUUUGUCUUACGUAUCGAGGUGUCCAUGAGCCUGUCUUUCUCGCACUCCUGGGCAUUGGACCAGAUACAAGAAUCGAGGGCAGCUGCGUGGGUCUGCUGUGGGAAUCUUUUGAAUUUUUGUAUAUGGGAAUUACGUGGACUCGGAAAGCAUUUCAUCCCGGAAUUUCCUGAAGAGACAAAUUUUCCAUCGACCCUGGGAGAACUGCUUUUCCUGAUAAAUCUCACAAUUUCUAUAUUUCUCUUACUUAACGUCAACGAAAAUGAGAUGAUGAAGAAUCGACGGCAAUUCAGUAGGCGUUUCAGUCUCCAGCCAUCGUCCCUUAAGGAAGGACAGGAGGAGGGUGGAAACGCGAAGAAUACUAGGUCAGAAAGAUUGUCGGAGUCGGAUGGCGCCAGGAAACAGGCGACAGAGAGUUCAGUCCGUCAUAAGAUUGUAGUAAUGGGUGCUGCCAAGGUUGGUAAAUCCGCCAUAAUCAAUCAAUUCCUCUAUGGGACCUUCUCGCCAAAAUACAAGCGGACCAUUGAGGAGAUGCAUCAUGGGGACUUCAAUGUCUCCGGCAUUCAGCUAACCCUUGAUAUCCUUGACACCUCUGGAUCAUAUGAAUUCCCGGCUAUGCGGGAUCUAUCAAUUCAAUCGGCAGACGCUUUCAUCUUGGUGUAUGACGUAAACGAUAGCAGCACCUUCCUGGAGGUUAAGACCCUAAAGGAUAAGAUUCUUGCCACAAAGGGCGUUGUACCCAUCGUCGUCGUAGGUAACAAGGUGGACCUGGUGGAGGAAUGUCAGGAGGUCGAUUCGGAGAAUACCAGGACGUUAGUGACAAAGGAUUGGGAAAAUGGAUAUGUGGAGGUCUCCGCCAAGGAAAAUCUUAACAUAGCACAAGUUUUCAAGGAGUUACUAGUCCAGGCAAAGGUAAAAUACAACCUGAGUCCAGCUCUUCGUCGCCGUAGGAAAUCCUUACCGCCACCACAGUAUAUGAGUUCGCGUAGCAGUAAUGCCCACGUACCAUCUCCGGCGCAGCUGCAGCAUCUUCAGCAGAUUCGCGAACGCUCCGAGUCCAAGCGAAAUUCCUGCAUUCUCUCGUAAAAUUCCCAAGGGUUCAAAGCGUUCCUAGGAAAUUCCAUAAUCCCGUAGCAUACGCUCCGCGCAGGUAAUACUUAGAUUCUGUCUGCGGCGUAGAAAAGUAUUUCCAUUUCAAGCAUCAGAUACGUUUAUGCGCACUCGGAUUUUUCUAUACCGAAAAUAAUCAUCGGAUGAGAAUUAGUCGAGCGAAUUAGAUCUGCGACAUUGUAUGAAUAUUUCAAUUGAAUAGUCAUAGUUAAUACGGUUCCUGAAAGUGCAUCGAAUUACACGUGUCACGUGUGAUGGAUUGAGAAAACUUUACACUUUACAUAACAAUCAGUAUGGAUACUAUGACGAUGAAGAUUCUUAAUAAUUAAAUCAAUUCUUGUCCGACCUAAUCAUAUUGAAUUAUUCAGAUUGACGAUAAACGUUCUGAGAUUUCAGAUACAUUUUUUCGAGUUGUUAUCUAUCUAUUCAUAUUCCAGGGUUAAUUCGCACUGCCCGAAAAAUCUUUCUCUCAUCUUCUCUGCCGUCCUUUUGUACGCUCCCGUUUCUCCGUGCAAUUUUACUUUUGCGAGAGGAUCUUUUUUCCUAUUGCGAAAGCGGAGUGACCAUAGGACAUUCGAACUCGUGUGUAGCCGAGGAUUAGUGAUACGUAAUAUCUAUGUAACGAUAUUUUUGUAGAAUUUAAAGUCAUUAGGCAGUUACGAAAUUUAUUUCUUCACUUUAUUUUACGUUCGUAUUUUAUUUAACAUUAUUCGAAGGUGCGCACGCGUCCGGGAGACGAUGGGCGAUCAAAAGAAAGAGAAAGAAGCACAUGCAUAAUAUUCGAAAACUCAAUACGAUGAGGGAAUACGACCAAUUCAAUAGGUAAAUCAUUAAUAAUUUAUACAUUUAAUCUAUACACGAAUAGUCCCAGGAGGGAUUUGCAUUUACCAUACGAAAUCUUUUACGCAUAGUACACGUUAGAUUUCGCAAGCCAAGAAAAAUUCCCGAAUAUUUAAAUCAAUUCCGCGCGUAUAGUCAAUUUUGCGCCUGAGCGAUAUCUAUUAUUCAUAUAUUCACUAGACGAAUACCUUGUUGAACUUAUAAUAAUAAUUUUACUUGGUUUUUGGUAUAAACUAUUAAGAAAAUGAAAGCAAUCGAGUACUGUGUGCACUCUUAUCUCAUCAUCGAUUUCGAAUGACCGAGGCGAGAUGCCCAAUAAUCCCGGAAGUGCGUGUUUAAAUAAAGAAUUUUUAAAUAAGAUAAAUGUAAAGUCGCUAUUACUUUAAGUCCGUAUUGGGCUACGUUUUACAUGGAUUGUAAUUAGGGUAAUCAGACGAUACGCGGCUGAAAUUUUACACGGCAUUCGAUUGCGCUUAUUAAUUGCGCUAAAUAAAUUGUACAAGUAAUCGGAAUGAGAGUGUAAUUAAAGUUUUUCAAAACUUUGAUCCUAUAAGUUAAGCAUUUUCAUAAAAUUUUUGUGAAUGACCGUGUAAAAAUAACACCAAAUGCUGGCAACACGUUUCUUUCUAUAUUAGAUGUAAGUAGCAUACAGAGAGUAGUGAGUCAUUGUAAAUUCUUCAAAUUUGUAUUAUCGCGUUACGAGGAAUAUAUAUAUAUAUAUAUUAUACAUACAUGUAUGUGAUAAUAAAUCUGGGUAGCAUUGUU